AUGAAUCCGGCGCAACGCAGCCUCUUGCCAAUGCCCCUCGUCGUCGCAAUCGUCGACGUCGCGGUCGUCGUAGCGCUGCUCGUUCAGCCUCAAGUACGUCAGCCGGGUAUCGACCCACGCUUCCUAGAACCGAAGGUUGAGAUACGAGAAGGGGAUAAACUCCUUCCUCAGGACACGUGGGCUGUUGUAGCUCGUCGAAACCGUGGCCGCUCUGGCAGCCGUCAAGCUGCCCCAAAAGUGGCACUUCCCCAAGAGCGCAAUGCGUUCCCACCGCCCCAACCGUGUAGGCAACGGUCGCAAUCGCGCCGCAGGCCGAUACGUACAGCUGCAGUCACUCUCACCUGUGUUGGUGACGGGCUAACCACGGCGGCUGCGCUUAGAGAGAUCCGUCAGAAUAUCACUCUUGCGGACAUAGGGAUUGAAAAGACAUCAAUCCGCCGUUCUCAAACCGGUGAAAUUGUCAUUGCAAACCCGGGUCCAGACGGCCACACUAAGGCCGACGAGUUAGCCGCCCGAAUGCGCACGGUGCUGGAGAAGCACAAGGAGGAUGUCCGGAUUGGUCGGCCCAUGCAAAUGGCCGAACUGCGCCUCUUCGGAAUUGAAGACUCCGUCGAUGAAUCGGAGGUUCAAACGGCGGUUGCGUUGGCCACAGGCUGUGACCGCGCUGCGGUCCAAGUGGGCCUCUUUCGCCUCACGCGGAGCCUUGAUACUGCCUGGGUAAAAUGCCCACUAGUGGCUGCCAACGCCCUUGUACGCAAAGGUCGUCUCCGACUUAGGUGGUCGAUGGCUCGGGUCAAACUGUUGAAGGCGCGUGGCCUACAGUGCUUCCGCUGCCUUCAGUUUGGCCACACGCGCCUAAAAUGCACUGCACUGGCCGAUAGAAGCAAGCAGUGCUACAACUGCGGGGAAGAAGGCCACUAG
This is a messenger RNA of Pseudomyrmex gracilis, 921 nucleotides long. RefSeq lists its product as uncharacterized. The record is from RefSeq and is a predicted model, not a curated record. Gene Ontology annotation, molecular function: nucleic acid binding; zinc ion binding. Lineage: Eukaryota; Metazoa; Arthropoda; Insecta; Hymenoptera; Formicidae. The transcript has a single exon. Bases 1 to 921 code for a protein of 306 amino acids.